This is a messenger RNA of Epinephelus fuscoguttatus (brown-marbled grouper), 3206 nucleotides long. RefSeq names its product volume-regulated anion channel subunit LRRC8C. The transcript has 3 exons. Gene Ontology annotation, molecular function: protein binding. Lineage: Eukaryota; Metazoa; Chordata; Actinopteri; Perciformes; Serranidae. The coding region runs from base 78 to 2507 and encodes 809 amino acids. The record is from RefSeq and is a predicted model, not a curated record.
AACGAUCAAAAAAGUAUCCGGAGUCCCACCGGACACUUGAGGAUCGUCUGCAGACGCAGUGUGGAGCAGCAGCCAGGAUGAUCCCAGUGGGUGAAUUCAGAAACUUCGGCGUAGAGCAGAACUCAAAGUACCGGGUGCUGAAACCAUGGUGGGAUGUUUUCUCAGAGUACCUGUGCGUUGCUAUGCUUAUGAUUGGAGUCUUUGGGUGCACCUUGCAGCUCACCCAAGACAAGAUUUCUUGCCUACCAAGCCACUUCACCAGCCCAACGCCUCAAGCAAUUGACUGUAGCCACAUCAGGACCUAUGGGGAGAACGAGACGUUCCAGCGCACACUGGUCUUGCCCACAAAGCCCAUCAUCCGAGAGGUGUCUGGACGCAAGAACGGCCUCGACAUCCACCAGUAUGUGUUUGUCAACCACUACUGCUAUGAGAAGUUUGUCCACUGGUACGCAAAGUACUUCCCGUACCUCGUUGUGAUCCACACUCUGAUCUUCAUGGUGGCGAGCAGCUUCUGGUUCAAGUUCCCUGGGACAUCUUCGAAAAUUGACCUCUUUGUUACCAUCCUUGGGAAGUGCUUUGAUUCACCCUGGACCACGAGGGCCCUGAGUGAGGUUUCUGAGGAAAGAGGAGAAGAGAAACUGGUCAGCUGGAGACGGAACACCGUUGCAAAAGAUCAAGCAGACCGAAAAGCAGAUGAGGAGGAGACUACAGGGCUUCUUCGCUCCUCCUCUGUCAAGUCUAAUCCAGAGAAGAAAAUUCCAGAGCCUCAGUCGGCCCCCUCUGUUUUAGAUAAGAAAGAAGGAGAGCAGGCCAAAGCUCUGUUUGAAAAGGUGAAGAAGUUCAGAACUCAUGUAGAGGAAGCAGACAUCUUGUAUGUCAUGUAUGUGCUACAAACAUCACUGAAAGUCUUCAAGUUCCUUCUGAUUAUUGUCUACACUGCAGUGCUAGUACCGAACAUUGAGAUAGUAGUGCGCUGUUAUGUUCCUCCUGAGCUGACUGGUUUUGAUAUCUAUUGCUGUAAUCACAACAAAGCCCAUCUUUUCUCCAAGCUCGCUUACUGCUAUAUCUGCUUCGUGGGAGUGUUUGGACUUCUGUGUAUCUACACACUUUACUGGCAGUUCCAUAGACCUCUGAAGGAGUACUCCUUCGAGCAAGUCCGAUUGGAGACGGGCAUUAACGAUAUACCAGACGUGAAGAAUGACUUUGCGUUCCUCCUGCACCUUGUGGACCAAUAUGAUUCUCUUUACUCCAGAAGAUUUGCUGUCUUUCUCUCUGAGGUCAGCGAGAGUCGUCUCCACCAGCUCAACCUCAACUACGAGUGGACUGCCAAAAAGCUGCGUGCCCGCCUCGUCAAGAAUGCCAGGAACCGGUUGGAGCUCCCCCUGUUAUCGUUGCAGGGGCUCCCUGACACAGUCUUUGAGAUACCUGAAGUGGAAUCGCUCAAACUGGAGCAAAUGAAAAAUGUGACCAUCCCAGCUAGUGUGGCAAAGCUGGACUCUCUUAAGGAGUUAUCACUGAUCUUCUGUCCUGCAAAGCUCCAGCUGCCUGCCUUGAACCAUUUCAAGACACGUUUAAAGGUCUUGUAUUUAGAUUUUGAAAGUUCAGAAGAGGUGCCUAUGUGGAUGUACACCCUACAUAGCCUGGAGGAGUUGCAUCUGAACGGUCCUUUAACCAACGAGGUGUCCAAGAGUGCCACUCUGGAGUCCCUUCGAGAGCUUAGAGCUCUUAGAGUCCUCGUCCUCCGCUCCAACCUUACUAAGAUCCCACCUAGCCUAGUGGAUGUUGCUUUGCAGCUGCAGCGGUUGUGCAUCUGUAAUGAAGGUGUCAAACUCCAGGCUUUUAGCAGCCUGAAGAAGCUAACCAACAUUGUCUCAUUGGAGUUAGUGGGCUGCGAGUUGGAGCGCAUCCCAAGUGCUGUCUUCAGCCUGAACAACCUGCAGGAGUUGGACCUGAAGGAAAACAAACUCACCACUGUGGAGGAGAUACUGAGCUUACAGCACUGCAGCCGUUUAGUGACACUAAAACUGUGGAACAACAAAAUCACUUACAUUCCUGAUCAUAUCAGUAAGCUGCACACCCUGGAGACGCUGGACGUUAGCUGGAACAAGCUACGAAAGCUUCCCUCUCGGCUGUUUUAUUGCACAAAACUCAGGCACCUCGAUCUCUCCCACAACCUGCUCACCUCAAUCCCUCCUGAGGUGGGCAUCCUGCAGGGCCUCCAGUUCUUCUCCGCUGCUUUCAACUCUUUAGAAACACUGCCAGAGGAACUGUUCUCCUGUAAAAGGCUAAAGACCUUGGCUCUGGGAAACAACUGCCUAUCGUUUCUCAGCUCCAGAGUGGCCAGCCUGGCCCAGCUGGUCCGGCUGGAGAUUAAAGGGAACCGUCUGGAGUCUCUACCUGUGGAGAUAGGGGACUGUCCCCUGCUGAAUCUCAGUGGACUGAUAGCGGAGGACGAACUGCUUGAAUUGCUGCCACAAGAUGUACGAAGCAGGUUGAGUAAUGGCUGAGUUUGUGGAGCUGAGGGCUGCCAUUGACUCAUCUCUCUCUCAGUGUGGUGUUGUGGUCCAAGGUAAUCUCUACAAACAGAUUCUGCAUAUGUAUAUGCCUUCUGUUUGUAGUCCAUUUGUAAUCCAAAUACUACUGACCAAUCAAGCAUGAAUGGCAGAUAAACAGUCCUUUUGGAGAGGCGGAAAGAGUCGGCCAUGUCUGACAACGGGCUUUAUAAUAAGUUUUUUUAAAAAUGUAUCUGCAUUCAUAUGCAGAUAUCUGUUUUUUAGAGAUCAGCUGAAAUGACCGGUGCACAGAAAAGGAAGUCCUGGCUUGGAUAUCCGCUGGCUACACCUGAUUAGCCUGUAAUAUUGGCCCUCACUCCCAGAGGUUUAUUGUCAUCGGACCGAUAGAUGAUGGGUUUUAAAAGUGGGUCUAUGUUGGUCAGACUGUCAUGGAGAGAACAGAGUAUUAACAGAGUAUUAAUCCAUACCACUAAGAGGACUUUCUCAUAUAAAACAGCAAGAAAAGGGAAAACAAAAUCGUAACUGAUCACAAAAGAAUAAGCAAAGACUCGAAAACAUAUUUAUAAAAUCAGUCAUCAUGAAAUGUGUGUUUAAAUCUGUGUGAAUGAGUGAGAAAUCUACUUGCACAUUGAAAAUGUUUUUAUGCAUUUAUCUUAAAAAUACCUUUUUUAAAAUAAAUAUUUUACAAAGUUU